CUCAGAGCAGCUCGGACCGCGAGAUGAAGACGACGCACGUCACUCUACUGGCGCUGGCCGUGGUCGGCGUCGCCACAGCCGGCCCCGUCCAGGUCCGCCGCCGACUGCGCCUGUCGCCCGUCAAGCUGCCGCUGGCCGAGCACGGCCAUCCGCGCCAGUUGGACGCGCUCGUGCCUGUGGAGCCGGAGGAGCUGAUCCCAGUGAGCAGCGUCGAGAGCCGGCCGGUGCGCCAGUCCAGCCUGCCCAACUUCCCCGGCGGUUCGCCCCUGCCAGGUUUGCCGCACCUGCGCCGCAAGCGUCAGAUCACCGAGAAGCUGCGUCAGAUGCUGAGCGCACCGUACCGGGGCGGCGUGCCGAUCAGCCUAGACCCGUUGAUGAGGGGCAACCAGCGCCUGCAGCGCAACCCUGGCCAGUUCCUCGGCGUCAACCCACCCGCCAGCGAUGUGCUGCGAGGUCCCCGCCCCCAGCAGCAGGACUUCAGACGAGAAGGACAGGCAUUCCAGCAGCCACCACAGCAGCACCAGCAGCAGGAGCGAGACUUUAGAAGAGACGGACAGUCGCUCCAGCAGCCGCCACAGCAGCAGCAGCAGCAGCAGCAGCAGCGAGACUUCAGAAGAGACGGACAGUCGUUCCAGAAGCCACAGGAGCAGGAGCAGCAGGACUUUAGACGGAAUGAGCAGUCCUUCCAGCAGCCACAGCGUCAGCAAGAAUCCCUCCGACGAAAAGAGCAAUCGUUCCAGCAGCCUAAAGACGCACAGCAAACGUUUCAGCCACCCCAGACCUCCGAGCGUUUCGCACAGCCACCGCACAAGAUCCCUGAGCGCCAGGACUUUCAUCAGGAACAAAAUUUCCGUCAGGAGCAAGAAUUCCACCGGGAGCAGGACUUUCGACAGGGCCAGGGCUUCCAGCCGCCGCCGGCGCCGCGUCAGCCGGCGCGCCAGCCCGCCAGACCGCACAAUGGCUUCGUGCCCGCCAACGGCGGCUUUCCUUCCAACUUCUUCAGCCAGAUCCGGCGCAACUUCUUCGGUGUCGGCGCGCAGAACCACCGCCAAAAGAGAGACGCCGACGCGCCUAAUAACGGCGAGGUCGGUUUCUUCGAGAUGCCACCCGGCUUCCCGAACAUUAACAGCCUGGGCGGCUUCAGCGACAACUUCGAACGCUCCCAGUCAGACGUGAACAACAUCGAGGUGAUCCCGAUCCAGUUCCCGGAGUCGCAGUUCCAGUCGCGUCAGGACGCGCCGGCGUCGGAUUUCCACGCCGUUCCAUCGCGUCAUCGCCGUGACCUACGCACGGCGCCGUUCACGCCGCCGGGCUGGGGGCAGCGGACGGCACGCAACCACCGCGGUCCGCCGCCGCCGGCGUACCCGGGGCACAACAGCGGCCGCUCGGGGAGCGGCCGGUACCAGCUGCCGCUCAGCCCAGUACCGUACCGGGCGCCGUUUGACGAGCAGGUGCGGCCCGCGCCGCCACCGCCGCCGCCCAGCGCGCCGCAGCGCGACUUCUUCUCGCACUUCUCGGAAGCGUUCCCGGCGCAGACGGCGCGCGCCAGCCACCUCGGCUCGGGCAACUACGUCAUCCUGCGCGGCGGAACCUUCGUGGACGGCUAUGGGUACCCGGAGAACCAGCCGGCGCCGCGGCCGCCGCCUUACUCUGACUACCGGCGGCCUAACAUCUUCGAAAACUUCCGUGACUUCGCCGAGUUCGCGCAUGGCUCGGAGCACUCGUACCGGCUGGCGUUCCCCGAGCACGUCCGCAUGAACACGGCCGAGACGAGCACAGCCGAGACGACCGCGUCGAGCGGCGUUCCGGGCGGCGCGCCCGGACAAGACACGGCUGCCAACAUCCAGGACAUCCUCUCCAGCGGCGCGUCCGGACACGGCAUGGCUGCCAACAUCCAGGACAUCCUCUCCGAGAUCAGCAACGACGUACAGACGGACAGCAGCGUCGACAGCAAAACCAGCCACGUCAAGAAGCGUGUGCUGCAAGACAAGCGGCUGGCGCUGAGGCGGCGUCAGGAGAAGGAGGCGCGCCUCAUCACCAAGAGCGAGCUGCCGCCGCCGGAGGACCCCAUGGUUGCCACGUACUGACGGAGUGGAGGCUGAUCGGUUCCCCGCACCGCUACCUGCUCCAGCGUGGACCGCCGUUCUCGUCCGGCGAGCCGCCGUUCCCGCGCCGCUCAGCUCAUCCAUCACGAGUUUCUCCCGCAGCCCUUUGCUUUCGUUGCGUCCACAGCUGCCUCGUCAGUGAAGCAUGGCGCGACUGGUGUCCGGGCAUCGCCGCCAGAGAAAGUCCCGCGGCCAACCACCAGCCUGCUGCUGACUGACUUUCACUCUCCACCGGCCGGCGGAGCGGCGCGCGCGCGCGCACCGCGUCGUCAC
This is a messenger RNA of Pollicipes pollicipes, 2378 nucleotides long. Its product is annotated as mediator of RNA polymerase II transcription subunit 15. The coding region runs from base 24 to 2087 and encodes 687 amino acids. Lineage: Eukaryota; Metazoa; Arthropoda; Thecostraca; Pollicipedomorpha; Pollicipedidae. The transcript is spliced from 7 exons. The record is from RefSeq and is a predicted model, not a curated record.